Messenger RNA from Arachis ipaensis, 1642 nucleotides. Lineage: Eukaryota; Viridiplantae; Streptophyta; Magnoliopsida; Fabales; Fabaceae. The record is from RefSeq and is a predicted model, not a curated record.
UCUUUUUCUUGGAUUUUCUUAUGAUGUAGAUUUGCUGAUUAAGUCCUGUAAAUCCUCGAAAACCCUAUAGGGACAUACCUGAAAGUCCAAAGCAUGAAUACUGGAGAAAGGGAAAAAAGACUUCAGAUUCAACUCCAGAGAGUACAAAUUUUGAGCAGCAGAUUGGAGGAAAAAGGAGGAAAGAAGGGUUGAAAAGAAAAACAAAGUGAAAGGAAUUGAAGAAGAAUUUGGUUUGAUGUGUAUGUUGCUGAUGGAUCUUAUUUUUGCAUAUACGAAGGAUGAGAAGUACAAGCGAACCGUCAUUGCCUGCUUUAUACAAGCAACUUACUUGCUUGAACUUGAUAGGCAGGAGAACAGAACAAAUGGAAAUGCUCUAGCUCCGAAUUGGUGGAUUCCCUUCAAGUACAAACUCACCCAAACAUUGAUUGAUGAAAGAGAUGGGUCAAUUUUUGGUGCAAUAUUCGAAUGGGAUCGAUCUGCAGCACGGGCCGACUUGAUUGUAAUGAGACCUAGUGGUGCCCCAAGAGCUGUUUUAGCACUCAGAGGAACAUUACUCAAAAGCCCCACGAUGUGGCGAGACAUUGAAGAUGACCUCCGCUUUCUUGCUUGGGAAAACUUGAAAGGCUCUGUCAGGUUUAAGGUAGCUUUGGAGGUACUGAAAUCGGUAUGUGACUUGCAUGGAAGAAAUAAUGUAUGUAUUGCAGGGCAUUCCUUGGGGGCCGGAUUUGCUCUUCAAGUUGGAAAGAUGCUAGCAAAAGAGGGGAUUUAUGUGGAGACACAUUUGUUCAAUCCACCAUCUCUUUCACUAGCCAUAGGUCUCAGAAAUCUUGGCAACAAGGCAGAAUUUGUUUGGAAUAGGCUUAAAUCUACGCUUCCUUUGAGCGGCGAAGCACAGGCAAGCACUGAAGGAGACAAGACUAAUACAAACACGAGGAAUGCUAGGGGGGCAGCAACUUUUGUAAUUUGUAGCCAUCAAAUAGCAAUCAAUGAUGGUUUUAAUGGUGUGAGAUUGGUGUGAGAUUUCAUCCAAUGGCUCACUUUUUUUUGCUGGUUACAUGUUGGUUAGAAUUUAACAAAGUUGCUGGCGCCCUAGACUUUUCCUACAAACACAAACACAAACACAAACACUAACACUAACACAUCGAGCAUAGCUUCGUCAAAGGGUUGGAUGCCUCGACUACCUAGUUUUGGUUCUAAGGAUAGUGUUGCUGUCGGAAAAUGGGUUCCAAAUCUUUAUAUCAACAGCAAUGACUAUAUAUGUUGCUCUUAUACUGACCCUGAUGGCAAGGCAGUGAAGAUCAGCAGCAAGGAGAAUCUCAGUAAAACAAAUGCGCAAAUCGCAGCGAAGUUGUUUGUUGUGUCAAAGGAAAAACAGAAAUUUCUUGAGGCUCAUGGAUUGGAACAAUGGUGGUCAAGUGAUGCAGAAGUCAUUAGCAGGCAACUUAGGUCUCUAUACCAUGUUACACCUUCACAAGUAACACUGAUAAAACCAGUGUAACAAUCCAGAUUUUAAGCUGAAGUAAAUCAUUUUCAAUCUUAAUAACAACCGGAUUUUGUGUUAAUUCUUAAUUCAAGUUUUGUAACUUGUUCUUUUUAACUUAGCAAAAGUUUUAUAAUUAUACUAGAUUACUACUUGAGGAUA